Sardina pilchardus (European sardine) is the source of this 885-nucleotide messenger RNA. Its product is annotated as B-cell receptor CD22-like. NCBI's taxonomy places the organism in Eukaryota, Metazoa, Chordata, Actinopteri, Clupeiformes, Clupeidae. The transcript has 5 exons. The record is from RefSeq and is a predicted model, not a curated record. Bases 1 to 885 code for a protein of 294 amino acids.
AUGUAUCUGAGAGUAGAGGAAGUUUCUGCACAGGAACAGAAUCAGACUGUAGUGACCUGCAGCACCUCCUGCAGUUUGGAUUCUGAACUUGAAUAUGUCUGGCACAAGAACGGACAGAUUCUACAAGACAGAACCACAGCCUCCAUACCAGUCUAUGAAGUGGCCAGUUACUCCUGUGCAGUGAGAGGUCAUGAAGAUCUACGAUCCCCAGCAGUGUGUGUUCCAGAUAAACUGUGCUGGGGUGUGACCUACUCCUAUGAGAAUAUCUGUGUAUUAAUGGGCUCAUCAGUGGACAUCAGGUUAACAACAAAAGGGGGGCAAAAUUACUCUGGAUCACCUGGCGUCACCAUUUCUGUUACAGAUCUACAGGUGUGGGCAUCUCUUCAUACAGUGAAAGAGGGGGACAAAGUCACCCUCACCUGUAAUACUACCUGUACUCUGAGUAACGACCCCAUCUUCAUCUGGUACAAGAAUGGGGAACCUGUGACCUAUAAACGCUCAACCAGAGACAAAAAGCUGCAUAUAAACCCAGUCAGCAGUGAGGAUGCAGGCAUUUACUCCUGUGUUGAGAAGGGACAUAAAGGUCUCUCUUCAACAACUUUCUCUCUAAAUGUCCGAUACAAGCCAAAGAAUGUCCUUGCGUCCAUCACUGCCUCUAGUAAAAUAGAGGAGGGCAGUUUAGUGACUCUGACCUGCAGCAGUGAUGCCAACCCACCAGUGUACACCUACACUUGGUUAAUGAAGAAUGGAGUUGAAGCUGUGAGGGGCACAGGGGAGAGCAUCAGCUUCAAUGUGACCUCUGAUACCAGUGGACUUUACUACUGUGAGGCACACAAUGAACUUGGCUCUCAGAUCUCUUUUGAAGUUGCAGUUCAAACAGGUUAG